Physeter macrocephalus (sperm whale) is the source of this 4149-nucleotide messenger RNA. RefSeq names its product glutamate receptor interacting protein 2 (gene GRIP2). Gene Ontology annotation, molecular function: protein binding. The coding region runs from base 1 to 2022 and encodes 673 amino acids. The record is from RefSeq and is a predicted model, not a curated record. The transcript is spliced from 14 exons. Gene Ontology annotation, biological process: neurotransmitter receptor transport, endosome to postsynaptic membrane. NCBI's taxonomy places the organism in Eukaryota, Metazoa, Chordata, Mammalia, Artiodactyla, Physeteridae.
AUGGAAGGUCAGACUGGGCCAUUUAGGAUUGAACCAGGCUCAGCACGGGCCUCGACUUGCCCCGCCCCACCCCGGGCCAGUCAGGCCUCCCGCUCACUCACCUCGCUGACUUCAGGUGGCUGGGCCGAGGGAGGGUGGGCUUUGGCAGGAAGGCGUCCCCGGGGCUGUGCCCUGAGCGCCGUGCCUGCCUGCCCUGCAGUGUCGCUGGCCUCCAGCACCGUGGGGCCAGGCGGCCAGAUUGUGCGCGCAGAGACCACCGAGGUCGUGCUCUGCGGAGACCCCCUCAGCGGCUUCGGUCUUCAGCUGCAGGGAGGAAUCUUCGCCACCGAGACCCUGUCCUCCCCACCCCUCGUGCGUUUUAUUGAGCCUGACGGCCCGGCGGAGAGGUGUGGGCUGCUGCAGGUAGGGGACCGCAUCCUGGCCAUCAAUGGCAUUGCCACCGAGGACGGGACGACGGAGGAAGCCAACCAGCUGCUGCGGGACGCGGCGCUGGCCCACAGGGUCGUGCUGGAGGUGGAGUUUGACGUUGCCGAGUCCGUCAUCCCGAGCAGCGGCACCUUCCACGUGAAGCUGCCCAAGAGGCGUGGCGUGGAGCUGGGCAUCACCAUCAGCUCGGCCAGCAGGAAGCGAGGGGAGCCCCUGGUCAUCUCCGACGUCAAGAAAGGCAGCGUGGCGCACAGGACUGGCACCCUCGAGCCGGGCGACAAGCUGCUGGCCAUCGACAACAUCCGCCUGGACAACUGCCCCGUGGAGGACGCUGUACAAAUCCUGCGCCAGUGCGAGGACCUGGUGAAGCUGAAGAUUCGCAAGGACGAGGACGACUCUGAUGAACAGGAGACCACGGGUGCCAUCAGCUACACGGUGGAGUUGAAACGCUACGGGGGCCCCCUGGGCAUCACCAUCUCAGGCACAGAGGAGCCUUUCGAUCCCAUUGUCAUCUCGGGACUCACCAAGCGUGGCUUGGCUGAGAGGACUGGCGCUAUCCACGUGGGGGACCGUAUCCUGGCCAUCAACAGUGUUAGCCUCAAGGGCCGGCCACUGAGUGAGGCCAUCCACCUCCUGCAGGUGGCUGGUGAGACCGUCACCCUGAAGAUCAAGAAGCAGCUAGACCGCCCCCUCCUACCCCGCAAAUCGGGCAGCCUCAGCGAAGCCAGCGAUGCAGAUGAGGACCCGCCAGAAGCGCUGAAAGGCAGCCUGCUGGCAGCCCGAUCCUCGUGCACCGGGCCCAGUGUGGACAGCGCAGUGGAGUCCUGGGGCAGCUUGGCCACUGAGGGUGGCUUUGGGGGCCCAGGUUGCUACACUCCACAGGCGGCAGCCCGGGGCGUGACCCCCCAGGAGUGGCGGUGCAGCCGGCUGAGAAGCAGUCCCCCACCCACCGAGCCCCGGAGGACGAGCUACACCCCAGCCCCUGCCGACGAGAGCUUCCCCGAGGAGGAAGAGGAGGAGGACUGGGAGCCACCAGCUAGCCCCGCCCCUGGCCCCGCCUGCGAGGAGGGCUUCUGGCGCAUGUUCGGGGAAGCCCUUGAAGACCUGGAGUCAUGUGGUCAGUCGGAGCUGCUGAGGGAGCUGGAGGCAACCAUCAUGACAGGCACCGUGCAGAACGCGGCCCGUGAGGGCAGGCCUGGCCACCGGCCCUGGAGGAGGAACCAGGAGAUACGAGCUUCCCCAGAAGAAAUGCAGGAGGUGCUGCUGCCGACACCCUUGGAGAUGCACAAGGUGACACUGCACAAGGACCCUGUACGGAGUGACUUUGGUUUUAGUGUCUCAGAUGGCCUCCUGGAGAAGGGCGUCUAUGUCCACACUGUGCGCCCUGAUGGGCCAGCUCAACGUGGGGGUCUCCGGCCCUUUGACAGGCUCCUCCAGGUCAACCACGUUCGCACGCGGGAUCUUGACUGCCGUCUGGCAGUGCCGCUCCUGGCCGAGGCGGGCGAUGUCGUGGAGCUGGUCAUCAGCCGCAGGCCGCUGGCCCAGGGCAGCCGGGCCCCACGAGCGCCGGGCCCCAGAGGCCCACGGAUGCUGUGAAGUCAGCAUGUGGUCUGGACACCUGCGGAGAUCCCGGCGCCCACACCUGCGGCCAGGCUGAAGAAGGGGCCGCCCGCUCGUCCAUCUGUCACCUGGCAGCCUCCGACCAGACUCUUCUCCGCGUCUGCGGCAACAGGGGGCCGGGCCCAGUUGCGGUGGUAUCGAGGUCUUUCUCCAGUUGGGCCUCCAAGAUGCCCAGUGCGGGGCCUGCCAAGUAGGGGUCAAGGCAGGCCGCUCAGCUGGGAGUACAGGGGCUGCCCCAGGUCCCUCCAGAACCCCUGGGAAGAGCGUCUAGUGCGGGCACGGCUCAGCUCUUCGUAAGGAGCGCUCUCCCAGAAGAGCCAUGGAGCCUGAGUGGCUGUGAGGGAGGAGUGAGCGCCCUGUCUCAGGAGGUGAGCAAGGCGCGACCUGGUCCCGCCUGUGCGGUUGCAGGCAGGGGUCAUGCGGGCUCAGGUGGUUAGCGUCCCCCGGGGGAGCAUUUAGGGGGAGGGUGGGGGCUACUUCAUCUGGACAGCCUCCCACCAGGAAGGAGGCUGCUCAGCAGAAGAGGCCAGCCGCUUCCCUUCUCCAGAGUCUGGUGUUCAGGGCUCACCAGCAUCCCCACUUAGGAGACUCUGAACUGGGGUGUCUGGAUUCCCAGGAAGCCCGGGCCCUUUGAGGGGCUCUUUCAUUUCUGAGACUCUGGUCGAAGCCUCUGUAGUUUGAGACCGCAGUUCUGGGCCCAUUGGGCGAGCUUGGUGUCUGUCAGCCCCUCCUGCUGCUUUAGUAGGACGUGUGGCCACUGGACCAUAUGAGUACACCCGUCUUAGCCCAGGCUCCUCAGCGUGGGUGGGAGUCAUUUCAGGACAAAAGACCCAGGGGGUUCCAUUCAGCGGCUAUUACAGUGAAGAUGGGAAAACCGUGGAAAUAAAUAGGAUAUGUAAGAUGAUCGAGCUCCUAGCCAAAUAAAUCAGUGAAGGAGGAGAGAGAAGCAGAGCCGGACGGACAGGCAGGCAGGGGAGACAGGCCAUUCUUUCUCACGCCCAGCAGCGACAGUGUCCAAAGUGGUCAUUCAAGGAAGUUGAUUCUCACUUGAAAUCUGGAAGCACCAGCAUCCCUUAAAAUCGCUUUCCUCAUUUUCUGCAGUCCAGAAACCCUUUUGGUUUUGAGAAGGGCCCGGGGUCUCCACCUGGUGGUCUGGGCUGUGGCCCCUGAGAUGGAGGUGGGCAGAAAGGAUUCAGCCAGGUCUUGGGACCUGUUCUGCCCCUGCCCAGCUCUUAACAGGGUCUCAGGAAAACAGGGGGUGCCCACGCCCACCUUCAUCCUCCUCUACCCCUGAAUCCCCUGUGGAGGCCUGAAAAAGGCUCUUCCACUCAAGGGACUCGAUAGGGAGUCAAGACGUCUCUUCCUUUCACCCUGGGUCACUGCUCGUUGCUGGGUGAACCCCUCUGGACAGGUGAGGGGUUGACAGUCUCUGAGCAGGUACUGGCCUGCUUGUCAGGGCGGAACCAUCUCUGCCCGCUGGGCUUGGGAAAGCUAUGCUCGACAGCAGCCGAGGAAGAUGCAUCCUGACCCUGAACAGUUUUCUGCCCUCCUCGGGCUGAGGCCUCUGCGAUUACCCCACACGUAUGCAACCAGGCCCGGCGGGUGGAUCUCCUGGCCACGCCGGCCUUCUCAUAUGCAAUAUUCCUCUGUCUUCUCACGGGGAUUGUUCACCCCAGAAUUGACACCUCCUGACACCUGUCCCCCAGUGAGUGUCCUGCCUGCCUAUGCAUUUUGGGUACAGCCCCUGGGACAUGCCCCUUCCACCCCCUAAAAGCUGUAUUUUUCUCUGGCUGAGAUUGGAGCAUAGUCCUUGUAAAGUAUUUUUCUACGUGGGGUUUUCUUAGGGCUCUCGGGAAGCACAACAUGCCAAGGGGUGGCACUGUAAAGGCCACUUGGGGUCUCCUUGGGGCCCACGUGUACAUUUGCCCUACCGACUUGCAGGGGGCGGGGGGUGCUGUUGGGAUGAUCUUUUUAAAUAAAAUUAUUUAAAAGCACUUGGAUUAGCGUGUCUGCUUUUUAAAACAAAAAAAGUAGGCUGGUGAUACCUAUCUAAUUACCCAUGACAUUUUCCACAAAACUAGGACAAAUAAUCCUAAAAUUUCU